CCCCCGGCCGCGCACGUCCCCGGAGCCGCAGCCGCAGCCGGGCCGGGCCUAGGCGGGCGGCGUCCCCAUGGCCGCGGCGGGCUGGCGGGACGGCUCCGGCCAGGAGAAGUACCGGCUCGUGGUGGUCGGCGGCGGCGGCGUGGGCAAGUCGGCGCUCACCAUCCAGUUCAUCCAGUCUUACUUUGUGACGGAUUACGACCCGACCAUUGAGGAUUCCUACACCAAGCAGUGCGUGGUAGACGACAGAGCCGCCCGGCUAGAUAUUCUGGAUACAGCAGGACAGGAAGAGUUUGGAGCCAUGAGAGAACAGUACAUGAGAACUGGCGAGGGUUUCCUGUUGGUUUUUUCAGUCACAGACAGAGGCAGUUUUGAAGAAAUCUAUAAGUUUCAAAGACAAAUUCUCAGAGUGAAGGAUCGUGAUGAGUUCCCAAUGAUUUUAAUUGGUAAUAAAGCAGAUCUGGAUCAUCAAAGACAGGUGACCCAGGAAGAAGGACAGCAGCUGGCACGGCAGCUGAAGGUCACAUACAUGGAGGCCUCAGCAAAGAUCAGGAUGAAUGUGGACCAGGCUUUCCACGAGCUCGUCAGAGUCAUCAGGAAAUUUCAAGAGCAGGAAUGCCCCCCUUCACCAGAGCCAACUCGGAAAGAAAAAGAUAAGAAAGGCUGCCAUUGUGUCAUUUUCUGAGAACGAAUCAUACCUCCUCCCGACUGCCGGGAAAAGCCCUGACCUCCUCCUCUCCCCGUGGUUUGCAUCCUCUGUCGGUACCUUCCGAGCCUUAGACAAAUGGUCACCAUGGUAGCCUUGGACCCAGAAACUGGCAUCUUCUUUUCACAAAGCGAAUUCUCUGGUCAUUUCAAGACAGACAUAAAGGAAACACUAAGGCUGCUUCGAAGAUUAUCUGAAUCUUUAAGAUACCUGUAUACUCAGACAUUCUUCUUCUUUUUUUUUAAGGGCUUAUAUUUUAAUAGGGAAGAAUCAGUUGUUUGCUAAACUGAAGUCCUAUAUUGUGAAAUAACUUUUAACUUCUGGAAUCAUAUUGCCUACUGAUAGUCUGUAUAGAAACAUAAAGAGGUGUUUUUUUUUUUUUUAAAUGUGAAUUUUUGCCUAUGUUGAAAAAUUUUGAUGUCAACGUUAGUUAUCCUUAAAUACACUGAAUUGAACCCACAAAAGUCAAACAUCUCAGACCUUUCCCGAUGCCACAGUCUUUGUUUUUCAAUGGCCAGAAUAUCAAAAUGCCUGUUGUAUUUAUAGAUUAAAAAAGUACUUAUAGAUCAUUUAUUACUAUUAUUACUGGUAAAGAUGAUAAUAUUCUUUGUGGCCAAAUAUUUGGAAUCAUUCUGGACUUAGGCGUUUCAGUGUUCUUCUUCUUAUUAUUAUUUUAAUUUAACUUUUCAUAGCCUUGUUAAGAGUAAAAAUAAAUAAAUUUCUGUUCAUCUUCCUUUUCAAGUAUUUCUGGAUAAGGGAUUAAAAAAAAUAACUAAAAUUGUUUUUGUCUGUAAUAUAAAAUGUGGAAUUGAUCUUUCCAGGGUCAGAGAUGAUGAAUGUUUUUGCUAUAUACUUUUAUACAUUAUUUUCUUAUCAAACUAGUUAACAAGUAUUUUUAUAUGUUUGUAAGCAAGUAUGCUUUCCACAGCAUACCUUGUGUAUAUGUAAAGAAAAAUAUUUAAUUCUCACUGUUCACUUUUAACUGACAAAGAAAAAAAAAGUGAAAACUACAGAAACUCUGGUAGAACUUCACUUGUUUGGCCCCAGUUGCACCCGUCUCUGGUCAGUCACGUGACGCCCGAGGAAGCCUCCCGGUGGAGUAGCACAGGAUAAGAGCCUGCAGUCACUCUCCACACCCCUAACCAGAUGUCAACCGUUCUGUCCAGUAGUCAGUGUGAAUCUCUGACUUGGCAGUUAGUCUCACCGUGGACGGCUUCUGAUCUUGUCUUUUCACUCUGUGGAUUGCGUCUCAACUGUUUGAAAGCGUGUUCCUGAUUUGGAGAUGCCCAGUGGUAUCACACAGUUGUCACUUUAUUGAAACAGCCCCGUGACGUUUAGUAAAGCCUGCCCUUGUAUAGCUUCAGGGUGCUAGAAUUAAAAUCGAUCUGUUAUCACAA
This is a messenger RNA of Erinaceus europaeus (western European hedgehog), 2100 nucleotides long. It is a transcript of the gene RRAS2, whose product is annotated as RAS related 2. Gene Ontology annotation, cellular component: plasma membrane. Gene Ontology annotation, biological process: signal transduction. Gene Ontology annotation, molecular function: GTP binding; GDP binding; GTPase activity. Bases 68 to 682 code for a protein of 204 amino acids. NCBI's taxonomy places the organism in Eukaryota, Metazoa, Chordata, Mammalia, Eulipotyphla, Erinaceidae. The record is from RefSeq and is a predicted model, not a curated record. The transcript is spliced from 6 exons.